This is a messenger RNA of Catharus ustulatus (Swainson's thrush), 2038 nucleotides long. RefSeq names its product chromosome 1 C7orf57 homolog (gene C1H7orf57). The transcript is spliced from 7 exons. The coding region runs from base 368 to 1129 and encodes 253 amino acids. Lineage: Eukaryota; Metazoa; Chordata; Aves; Passeriformes; Turdidae. The record is from RefSeq and is a predicted model, not a curated record.
UCCGGCUCCGCCCGCGUGUCCCCUUCGGGCCCCGUCCCGCCCGUUUCCCGAGGGCUGCGGGGCACCGCUCGGGGAAUCGCCCUUGGGCCUGUGAGCCGCAUCCGCGGGUCCCCGAGCAUCGUCAGCGGGAGAGCACCGGGGGACGGACCCGCCCGGGGGGGCAGCGGGCACCAGCUGGUGCCUCUGCCAUCCUCACCCCAGGGACAGGAGGCGCUUUGGGUUGGUUCGUGGGGUGGAGUUUGGGCACAGCCAGCGCCUGUGUGUGUGUGCCUGGAGCUCCUUAGACUGUUGCUGCCGGGAAGUGGUGUCCUUACACCGACGGAACGGCAUCAGCUGCGGCUGGAGUCGCUCAGGACAGCAAUACCCCAUGGCACUGAAACAAUCAGAGAAGAGCCUUCUUUCCUCCCAGAUUCUGGGUCUCAGUGACCUUUCAGGAGCUCCCCAUGAAGUGCCACUGUCUGGGUAUCACAGGAAGCGGAUCCAAGAGACUGAUUCAGCCUACUUGAGGCUAGCAAAGCAAGGAGGCCGACCUGACCUACUGAAGCACUGCACUCCUGUGGUAAUGAAGACCCCUCCAGCAGCAUAUGCUGCACCUGACUGGUUCUCACACUGUGCCAAUCCCGCAGGGAUUGAGAAGCCACGGAGCUGUGUUUUCUCUCUACCAGAUUAUAUGGUUCACAGAGAGUUUGUGGCUGAUGACCAUCGCAGUCACAGUUAUGAGACAAGAAGAGGGCCUUUUGAUUUUGAUACAAAAAGUGUUUGGCAGCGGGAAGCUGAGGACAAAGAAAGUGCAGAGAAAAAGAAGAUUUCUCUAACACAGGUAAAGCUCCCACCUAUAAGCCCUAAAUAUCCAAGCAGAAUGCCAACUGUUUCUACAAACAAGGAAUUUAGUGGAGAAAAUAAGCUUUCCUUCCCACCCGUGCCUGCUCAGAGAAAAAGUGAAGCCGUAAAUUUUAGCAAAUUAAUAAGCAAUGGUUACGCAACUGACUGGUUUCAGCAGUGUACUGGAUGGGAAGAAAAGAUUGAAGAAACAUCAGAAAAUAGUGAGCAAUCUGAAGAUUCAGAACAAUCUGAAUCACUGCCUGCAAGCAAUGAGUUAAAGCCACCGUUUCAGGGAUGUAAUGAGUAACUUGAUAGACUGUUGGGGAAGCAAAAGCCUUGUAUUGCUUAUAUAGCCCACUAUUUACAUGCUGGCUAGAUUAUUUUUGUAAUUUAAUUCAUCGCUGGUUGGGAAGUUUGUGAGAUGGAUUAACUUCAUUGGGCUUGAUAACAGCAAUUUUUAGAGAGCAGGCAGCAGCUGUCAGUGCUUAGUCCUAGAUGUUUUCAUAAUAUAAUAAACCAAAUAAAGCAAAACUGAGGUUUUCUCCUGCACAAGACUCCUGCUGCUUUGCUGUUCUCAAACAGGGUUACCAUAUUGCUGCUGACUUGACUAGACAGAGCCAUGCUAUUGAUGUGUCCAAAUCAGCAAAUUUCUUCAGUUAAAUAUAGCUGUACUGAUGAAUUAUGCCACAAAGAAAUGUUAAGGGGAACUGUGUAGUAUGGGAUGAAAUGGAUAGAAAGAAUUGAACUGGUAUGGAUACUUGCAGUAAAGAAGUCAAAGCUUCACUGAAAAGACUGCUUCUUCAUCCCAAAAACUCAUUUACUUUGAACAGAUGCUCAGCUUUCUAGGACAGUUCUAUUGCUGUGCCUGCUGCACAAGAACUAGUUGAUCAGUCAUAGUAUUCAAGUACAUAAUUAAAGACCUGGUAGCAUUUCCUGUUAUAUGGACUCAGCUAUUUAUGAUGUCUGCACUUUCAGCUGUCAGAUAAAAAAAUUAUCUAUCCUGAAGUCUUGACUGCAACAAAAAUAUUAUAUGCUAGAUCACUGUGUUUAUUCACAUCAGUAGAAGUUUGUACUUUGAAAUAGCAAUGUAUUGAAGUUGUACUUUAAUAUUUUGAAAAAGUUAAGAUACACUGAUAGUUCAACACUUGCUAUUUUAUCUCCUUGGAUUAGCAUAUAUCCUGGAAUCUUAUUAAUAAUUAAAUAUUGGUUGUAAAGU